AUGGACAGCCUGGAGCAUUCUUGUGCCUCCCUGCGGGCCCAGAUCGCAGCCACGGAAAAACAGUUGGCGGGGUUGAAACGCGAGCUGGAGAUCGCUGAAAAGGCUGCUGCCGCGACGAAGACAGGGCAUGAGAAAGAAAGCUCGGGGAGGAAGUGGCCUUUACUCGAGGAGGAGUACAAGCGGUAUGGCCGACAGAUGAUCGUACCACAGCUGGGACUGCCAGGCGAGUUUGCUCUUUUUUUCCCCUUGGUCUUUUACUAUGUGGUUAUAAAUAUACCCAUGGCCAUAGAACAGCGACUGACCAGCUUUUGCAUACAUCCAGGCCAAUUGAGACUUCGAUCAUCCAAGGUUCUACUCGUGGGGGCUGGCGGCCUGGGGUGCCCAGCUGCAUUGUACUUGGCUGGUGCUGGCGUGGGGACAAUCGGCCUUGUGGAUGGGGAUACUGUCGAAUCGUCGAAUCUCCAUCGCCAGGUUCUGCACCGGAGUCAAAACGUUGGCAAGCUCAAGGUCGAUAGUGCGAUUGAGUAUUUACAAGAAUUGAACCCACAUUUAACGUAUAUCGCCCAUCGAUCCCAUCUGACGCCUGAAGAUGCUCCGACGAUAUUCAAAGAUUACGACCUGAUCCUCGACUGCACGGACAACCCUGCCACCCGUUACCUGAUCUCAGACACAGCCGUCUUGCUGGGGAAGCCGUUGGUGUCUGCUUCCGCACUGCGUACUGAAGGCCAGCUCAUGGUGUUGAAUAAUCCGCCCCGAGCUCCAGGCGACAAAACUGGUGGGCCUUGCUAUCGCUGCGUUUUUCCAAAGCCUCCACCGGCGGAUAGUGUCGUCAGUUGUGCAGACGGAGGCAUCCUGGGACCAGUGGUGGGGACAAUGGGCGUUCUGCAGGCACUGGAGGCGAUCAAAGUUCUCUCGGUCCCGCCGGUAGAUAAUCAUGACGAAGCAGGCAACCUUCCUGGCAGUUCGUCCUCCCCCUCUCUUCUCAUUUUCUCAGCCUACUCUUCACCUCCGUUUCGAAGCAUUCGUCUGCGCUCUCGCCGAGCCAACUGUGCAGUGUGCUCAGCAGAAGCCACCGUGACGCUGGAUACCAUCAUGGGCGGAUCAACGGACUAUGUGUUCUUCUGUGGGUCGACGACCCCCCAGGCCCUGCUCGCUCCUGACGAGCGGGUUUCACCACUUGAGUACCGACAACGACAUCCGACCGUCGAUUCUCCCGAAACGAUAGAGAAGAAGUCUCAUAUCAUGAUCGAUGUCCGGGAAAAGGUACAGUUCGACAUCUGCAACCUGGAGAGUAGCAUCAAUGUUCCCAUCUCAACUAUUCUCUCCACAUCCCGAUCAAAUGCCGCCAUCUCCUCUGAGGACCACCCGCCGUUACCUUACUGGGUUCCGGAUGAUGUCAAGUCUGCAGACCCCAAUAGCCCGAUAUACGUCGUUUGUCGACUGGGGAAUGAUUCGCAGAUUGUAGUGAGGAAGCUGAAGGAGUUGGGACUCGAUCGAGACGGAGAGAGGUAUAUAGGAGACAUCCGCGGCGGAUUCCAUGCCUGGCGACAACAAAUCGACCCUGAAUGGCCGGAAUACUGA
Messenger RNA from Penicilliopsis zonata CBS 506.65, 1581 nucleotides. RefSeq lists its product as hypothetical. NCBI's taxonomy places the organism in Eukaryota, Fungi, Ascomycota, Eurotiomycetes, Eurotiales, Aspergillaceae. Bases 1 to 1581 code for a protein of 526 amino acids. Gene Ontology annotation, cellular component: cytosol; cytoplasm. Gene Ontology annotation, molecular function: adenylyltransferase activity; thiosulfate-cyanide sulfurtransferase activity; URM1 activating enzyme activity. The record is from RefSeq and is a predicted model, not a curated record. The transcript is spliced from 2 exons. Gene Ontology annotation, biological process: protein urmylation; tRNA wobble position uridine thiolation.